Messenger RNA from Salarias fasciatus (jewelled blenny), 3025 nucleotides. Its product is annotated as E3 ubiquitin-protein ligase RNF14-like. The record is from RefSeq and is a predicted model, not a curated record. Lineage: Eukaryota; Metazoa; Chordata; Actinopteri; Blenniiformes; Blenniidae. The coding region runs from base 59 to 2077 and encodes 672 amino acids. Gene Ontology annotation, molecular function: ubiquitin-protein transferase activity; protein binding; zinc ion binding. The transcript has 8 exons. Gene Ontology annotation, biological process: protein ubiquitination.
GGUGAUUUUUUUUUUCUUUUACCACAACAGAAAGAGGAAGUGUGUCUGAACUUGAGGUAUGAGCACAGACUUGGACGAGCAGGAAGAUGAACUUCUUGCUCUCAAGAGUAUCUUUGAUCCUGAGGAGUUUGUCUGGGAUGGAACCAAGUCUUCUGGAGAAAUCAGAGUGUGUGCUGUGCUCCCUGCUGAAUUCAGUGUAGUACUCAAAGAAGGUGGGUCAGUGACGCAGUAUGGGAUUUCCUUUCUUCCACCUCUGCUUUUGACCUUUGAGCUCCCUGAGGACUACCCAUCCUCCUGCCCUCCCUCCUUCACCCUCACCUGCAGCUGGCUGACUCACACACAGCUUGCUGCACUCAGCGCUCAGCUUAUUGAUCUGUACCAGGCCAAUGGGAGCGCUGUGAUACUUUUCUCUUGGGUGCAGUUUCUGAGAGAAGAAGCCCUGACAUUUCUGGAUAUUCACAGUCAACUGGAGCUUCCUUCAGAUGGAGAUAAGCACAGUGCUGCAGAACUGAAGAAUGAUCCAAACCUCCCUUCAUCAGACCCUACAGAGAACCCACGCUGUGAUGUGAAUCCUUGUAAAUCAGAUCAUUCUGCAUUUUCCUUGGAUUUAAAAACAAAUUGUUCAACAUCAGAUGUGAGCAGCACAGACUCUUCAAAAUCAAACACAGUUGACCUCAGUACUUCAUCCUCACAUCCCAGCCGGUAUUGGGCGGACAAUGAAUCUAACGCAGAUCAUCAAAAGACAUUUCCAUCAAACGUCCAAAACCAAACUGCACAAGCAUCAGACGUAACGAAGCCAGAAGAGACAGAGAUUCAGGAUCAAUUCUCAGGAGCAAGAAAAGCCAGCCAUCUUCUUGUUGCACAGUUGAAUCAAAUCAUUCAAGAUGAUUUCUCAAAAACAGAGAAUAUUUCUGCCUCAUUACCUCACUCCAGUUUCCCAGACCUAACGGAUUCACAAGGAGCAGCGUCUCUGCUGGAAGAUCCCGAAGACUCCUCUCAGGAUGAAGACCACAUCUUCUCUGAUCUGUCUCUGACUCCAUCUCAGGCCCUCCUGUCCCAGAUUUUGAUCUAUGAUGCAUCGCAGAAACAGAGAGUUUUUGACGGCACGGUGUUUGACUGUGGUGUGUGUUUUUUGAGUUAUCUUGGUUCAGAGUGUGUGCAGCUGUCUGAGUGCGGCCACAUCUUCUGCCGGGCCUGUCUCGGGGAGUUUUGUAAACUCCAGAUCACAGAGGGAAACGUCCGCAAUGUCAGCUGUCCUCAGGCUGACUGCACUGCUACACCUACACCUGCACAGGUGAAGCCCCUGGUUGGACAGGAGCUGUUCGCCCGUUACGAUCGUCUCUUGCUGCAGUCGACACUGGACAGUAUGCCUGAUGUGGCGUACUGUCCUCGGCACUCCUGUGGUUCGGCUGUCAUCUUGGACAAGUCCAGCAAUGCAGCAAUGUGCUCUGUGUGCGACUUUGCCUUCUGCACCACCUGCAGAAAAACCUACCAUGGCACAGAUAAGUGUCAGGCUGGGAGGAAAUUUGAAAACAUGAUCAGUCAGAAAGAUAUUUAUCUGCCACACGUAGAAGACGUGGCGUACUGUCCUCGGCGCUCUUGUAGAACUGCUGUCAUUCUGACAAAGUUCAGCAGCGAAGCUGUGUGUCCCGAGUGUAACUUCGCCUUCUGUGUCAUCUGUAGAAGUGCCUACCACGGCACAGAGGAGUGUCCAGCAGGGAAGAAAGUGAAAAAGUCAAAUUUCCAUGAAUACCUGCCUGAGUCUCACAAGGGGAUGAUGGGUCUGUGGAAUGACUAUAUCACCGGCACAAAGAACAGGAAGCACACACUGGAGAGUAAAUACGGCCGCAAAAUCCUGAUGUCCACAUUGGCGUGUGGUCUCAGUGACCUAUGGAUUGCCGGUAAUAGCAAGCCCUGUCCUCAUUGCUUCUGCAAAAUACAGAAGGAGGAAGGCUGUAACCUGGUGUUGUGCUCUCGCUGUAAGCAGUCAUUCUGCUGGAUAUGCCUCACAAAACUUGCACACAGGAAAUCAGGAUACUCUCACUUCCAUCUGGGCGGUUGUUCUCUUCACCAAUGACAAUAAGGGGCUGAUCAAUAAGCAAUUUAGAUGUGAUUUUGUCAAAGAAAUUGUCACAUACAUUAUUGAAGUUCACCAUCGAAAAAUCUUGUGUUUGAAACUAUCACUGUUAUUUUCAAUGCAUUGUUCAUGUAAAGCAAAGCAAUGGUGUCAUGUAUUAAACAAAAACUUCCAUACAUCUAUUCAUUUACAUCCAAAUUAUGAUUGGAACGCACACACACACACACACACACACACACACACACACACACACACACACACACACACACACACUGGACUGGACUGGACAACAAGCGCCAUAGCUCUCCACUGAGAAAGACCAGAGUGGGCUACACCUGGUCAGGGGACUGAGGUCUUUCGGAGUGCAGGGGACACUGCUGGGGACAUUUUCUGACACUGUGGCGGCAUCUGCUAGCUUUUAUUGGAGGGGUCUGCUGGAGCAGCAGUAUCUCAUCUGCUGACAGAAUGAGACUGGACAGCCUAACCGGGAAGGCCAACUCUGUCCUGGGGUGCCUCCUGGACUCAGUGCGGGUAGUGAGAGACUGAUGGACGAUGGCUAAGCUGCUGGACAAUCACUACCAUCCCAUACAGGACACAGUAACAUCUCUGCAGAGCUCCUUCAGUUACAGGCUGCUUCACCCCAAACUGUGUGAAGGAGAGAUACUGCAGGUCUUUCCUUCCUGCUGCUGUCAGACUGUAUAAUAAGCACUGCUUAUCUUCAUCAUCAUCAUCAUCAUAGUCAUCAACUGUGCAAUAAACACUUGGUUCUUUUGUGGAAUACUUGUUUGCAACAUCUAUUUUCUUUAAAGGUGCAACUGAGCAGAUUGCAACUAUCUGAGCAUUGUAAUGUGUAUACUGUUCAUAUGCAUUUGUUAAUUUCUUAAAAUUCUUGUUUUCUUUUUGACUGCUCCCAUUUUUUUGUUGCUUGCUGUUCUUGUUUGUUGCCCC